Notolabrus celidotus (New Zealand spotty) is the source of this 10722-nucleotide messenger RNA. It is a transcript of the gene megf8, whose product is annotated as multiple EGF-like-domains 8. The transcript is spliced from 44 exons. The record is from RefSeq and is a predicted model, not a curated record. Lineage: Eukaryota; Metazoa; Chordata; Actinopteri; Labriformes; Labridae. Bases 425 to 9076 code for a protein of 2883 amino acids. Gene Ontology annotation, molecular function: protein binding; calcium ion binding.
UGGCAGUGGAGGGUUAUUCCACUUGCGGCGCUGCCUUUUGUGUUGGCAACCACCACUGGUUUCUGCUAGUCAGCCACAAACACCAAAACAACGGGCAUCUGUCCCUGGGAUGGACUGCAGCAAUCGGCCCGAUACUGCUUCUAGGUUUCGCUGUUAGCCGGCAGCUUAUCCUAACGAAGUAAUGUCCGAAUCUUAGAAAAUGAUUCUGUGAUUACUCUCGGAUUAAGUACACUUCAGAAUCACUUGAACUGGUUGCUUUUGCAGCUUCUCGCUUUUGCGCAUCUGGAUCUGGAUCCGUCUGAGCAGGGACUCCGAAUCAGUUGCUACCAGCUAAUCCAGCUAGCUGUCAGGAUUGGCUCUCGUAGACGCCAAGUUAGCUGAUGUGGUAGCUGGCUUUGAGGGGUCGCUGAAAAUGUAAAUUGUCAUGGGGUCGAAGAGACGGAAACUGGCUGGGCCAGUGAUGGCCUCCCCUCUCCCUGUCUCUGCCAUCCUGGUGGUUCUGUUGUUGGCUGAGUCACCUGUGUGUCAGACCGGGGACUGUAAGGGCCACAGGCAGGUGUUAAGGGGACCACCAGGGUACGUCACAGAUGGGCCAGGAAACUACUCUGUCAAUGGGAACUGCGAGUGGCUAAUCAAAGCUCCCAGCAACAGUCACCGCAUUGUCUUAAAUUUCACCUUCAUGGACACAGAGUGUACCUAUGACUACCUGUUUGUGUAUGAUGGAGACUCCUACCAGAGUCCUCUCCUAGCCAGCCUGAGUGGAAACACUCUGCCUCAACCCAUCGAGGCCAAGUCUGGAAAGAUGCUGCUUCAUCUCUUCAGUGAUGCUAAUUACAACCUGCUGGGCUUUAACGCCACCUACACAUUCUCUGUGUGCCCUGGAGCCUGUGGUGGGCAUGGCCGCUGUGAUCCCUCUACAUUAAAGUGCCACUGCCAUCAGGGUUGGGGAGGAGCAGCAUGUACAACCCCUCUUUGCUCCCAGGCCUGUGCAGUGAAUGGCCAAUGUGACAAGAAAGGAGAGCGGUGCCUGUGUAACCCCGGCUUCUUAGGUCAUAACUGCCAGCUUGGUUUCCAUGAUGACAGUGGGGCUGGGCAGUGGUGGCGAGUGAGUGAGGGAACCCCUUACACACCCCCUCGGACAGGUUCUGCUGGCGUGUACCUGUCCUCUGCUGAAGCCAUGUAUUUGUUUGGUGGGUUUGACCUGAACAGAGCUCUUGGUGACUUGAUCAAAUAUAACUUCACAUCCAACCAAUGGGAUAGCAGGUCUUAUGGUCAUUCUCCUGUGGCUCGUCACUCCCACACUGCAGUAGAGUGGAUGGGUAACAUGGUUAUCUUUGGAGGAGAGCUGGCAAAUGGCUCCCUGGCAAGUGAUGUCUGGAUGUACCGGCCACUCCAGGACGACUGGCAACAGCUUGGCUUUUCACACUCACAGGGUGCUCCUAAACUGGCCAAUCAUGCUGCAGCUGUAGUGGACAGUCAUCUCUAUGUUUUUGGAGGUCGCACUGAGGAGGAUAUGUUUUCCUCCUCUCUGUAUCGGUUCGGCCUGCAUGGCUCUGGACGCUGGGAGAUUGUUCAGCCAACUGGUGGGAAGCCCCCGGCAACUGCUGGACACUCAAUGGUGUUUCACAGUCCGUCCAGGACUCUGCUGGUCUACGGAGGACACCGUCCAACAACUGCCAGGUUUAGUGUUAGGGUGAACAACACCGACGUGUUCCACGUGGACAGGCGGUUCUGGACUUCCUUCCGUUCCCGUUUCCCAGCAACAGGCCCCAGAGAGAGAGCUUUUCACUCAGCCACCGUGAUCGGCAACUACAUGGUGGUCUAUGGGGGGAAUGUACAUAUUCAUUACCAAGAGGAGAAGUGCUAUGAUGAGGAGAUCUUCUUUUACCAUCUGGGCUGUCACCAAUGGGUGUCUGCUGGGCAGAGAUGGUCACUCAGGGGAGAUGCUGUGAGAGGGCGUUAUUCACACGUUGCUGCUGUGAUGGAGGGACGAGUGCUGCUGGUUGCUGGUGGUUACAGCGGUGUGGCACGUGGGGACCUGGUGGCUUACAAAGUACCACUGUUUGUCAGUAGCGAUCAAGGAGAUAGGGAUGCUGUUUGUGCUGAGGCGCUGGAUGAAAGUAUGUGCCUUAAGAAUCCAGAGUGCAGCUGGUGUGAAGGUCGCUGUCGAGAGUAUCAACCCACUAAUCCGUGUGGCAGUACUGGUUGCCUGGGCCUGGCUCGCUUUCUCUCUGAUUGCCAGUCGUGUCUGGUGUUCAGUGGCACUCCAGCUUCCCUAGCCCGUGCUCCUGGGGAGUUUGGUUGGUGUGUUCAGAAUGAGUCCUGCCUACCUACGUCAGAGCGAAGUGCGUGCCGUGUGGACCAGAUCUCAGGGGCGUACGGCUGGUGGGGGGAGCGUACCCUUUUCCUAACCUCCCUCCACUCCUGUCGCACCGAGAACUAUGUCCCGGGACUGCACCUGCUCACCUUCCAGCACCCCCGCAACGACUCCCAGCCUGACAAGGUGUCCAUCCUCCGCAGCACCACCAUCAUCCUCAGUCCCACCACCGAAAUGGACGUAGCGUUACAGUUCAGGGGCUUUGUCCACCCGCUGUGGGGGGCCCCUCCACCUGCACCCCCUCCAACAGACACUGUCUCCAUGUGGGCUCGUAUCCAGAGGCUCCACUUUGAGGCUCGGAUGGCUACAGGACCUAAUGCAAGCCAACUGGAGGUGGUUGGUCGUUGGGCAGCCCAGCAGGAGAAGGAGUUGAAGCUGCUGGCUCGCUCGGAUGGGAGUAAACUGUUCUCUAACCUGACCAGAGGGAACCAUUACCUUGUUCAGGCUGAGGGCUACCUCAACAACUCAGGCUCUGGACAGACCAGUGAGAUGGCUCUGAUCUGGAACAGAACAUUGCCUGGAGGGAGUGAGAUCUCCUUCUUGUUUUUGGAGCCCUUCCGCUCAGGUUCCUGCUCAGGUUACAUGUCCUGUUUGGCCUGUCUGUCUGACCAGUCUUGCGGCUGGUGCCCAUCUUUGUCCCGUUGCCUGCUGCGGGACAGCCCAGACCUUGAGCCUUGCCCUGAAGUAGAGAAGGAGGAAGGUCAGCGCCAUCUGCUGUUGGCACCUCAGCACUGCACCUUGUGUGAAGAAUACAGAGACUGCUCUGCUUGUACUCAGGACCCUUACUGUGAGUGGCAGAUCAACUCCAGCAAGAAAGGAGACUACCAGUGCAGUCGACGAGGCAGACUAGACGGUUCCAUUCGUGAUUCAAGAGGAUGCCCUAAAGUCUGCAACCAGAGGAAGACGUGCGGUGAGUGCCUCUCUAACUCCAGCCAGUGUGCAUGGUGUGAAUCAGCCCAGGCCUGCUUCUAUUUUGCUGCGUACCUCACAAAAUACCCCUAUGGAGAGUGCAGGGACUGGUACGACAGUGUCCAUUCAGUCCCUCAGUGUAAACAAUGCUCAGCUUUAAACACGUGUACAGACUGCCUGCGGACAUUCCAGUGUGGCUGGUGUGGUGACUACAACAAUCCCACCAUUGGAAAAUGUUUGAGGGGAGACUGGGCAGGAAUGGAUGACCCCUUGGUUUAUAACUGUAGUGUUGCUGUUGCUGAAGCUCGGGCUGCUAACCCUGAACCCCAGACCUCCGCCCCUCCCAGACCCCUGGACAUGGAGAUGGAGUUUGAACACUUGGAAGACGAAGAGCAGGAUGCCAUUUGGUCCUACCCCACCUGCCCAGAUGUAGAGGAAUGCAGGCUGGGUCUCCACAGCUGCCACAAUUUCGCCACCUGCAUCAACACACCAACCUCCUAUGAGUGCCACUGUGAGAGAGGAUACACAGGGGAUGGCACACUGCACUGCAACCAGACGUGCUAUAAUGAGUGUCGUGAAGGCCAGUGCAGUGGCAGCCCGCGAUUUGAGUGUGAAUGCUCCCUUGGGUGGACAUCUGACCCCGCUACCCUGGUUCUCAGUGGUGUUGAAUGUGAUGUGGACUGUGGUUGCAACUUCCAUUCCACCUGUAUUACAGCACCAGGGAUCUGUGAUGAAUGCCAGGAUUGGACCACAGGGCCUCACUGUGAGCACUGUCGACCCGGUAGCUUUGGAUCAGCCUUGUCUGGUGGUGGCGGCUGUGUGCAGUGUGAGUGUAACGGCCAUGGUGACUCUCUGCGGGGAUACUGUCACAAUCAGACCGGCCAGUGCUAUUGCACCCACAACACUCAUGGACCACACUGCGAGUCCUGCCUGCCUGGUUACUAUGGGGACCCCAGGAACAAUGGCACAUGCUACCGGCAGUGUCAGGGCCGUUCAGUGCUGCUCUCCUCCACCUCCAAUUCUGCCAUUCCUCUUUCCUCAUCUCUUGGAUGGCGAAGUGGCACAGAGGGGAAAGGAGGACUUUCUCAUUGCCUGUGGGUUCUCUCUGUGAGUGAGAAUCUGGCACCUUGCCUACCCAGACAGCUGUGUCCACCUAUCGCCUUAACUCUUCACCCAGACUCCCACACACACUGUAAAAGCUCCUAUGUCUAUGUGUUUGAUGGGCUUCCUCGUUUCCUGGGUAACGGCGUUGUACAUUCAGACCACAAUCUGAUUGGGGCAUUUUGUGGCACCACAAGGACUCAGCCUAUCACAGUGGAGGCCACCUCAGGUGUGAUCUCAGUCUACUUCGAAGCCAACGUCACCUCUAAUGAACCUCAAGGCUUCAAUGCAUCUUUCUGGGUGCGGCGGUGUCACCACAGCUCUGAUGAGGGCGAAGACGGGUCACCUGUGUGUCCAGGUGGAGCCCAGUGCCAAGGUGGUCUCUGUCAGUGCCCUCAGGGAUACGCUGGGCCGCACUGCAACCGGCCCAUGUGCCCCCAGGACUGUGGGGUAGCAGAAGGAAGAGGAGCUUGUAAUAUAUCUCUGGGAGUAUGUGUGUGUACGGACAGCUGGGCCGGCUCUGACUGUUCUGUCCCUCGGGACUCUAACAGCCUGGUGUGGGAAACACUGCUGGAUACACAGCUGACACUGAACCAGGCCCAUAGGUUCCUCCACAGGAUGGGGCACACUCUUGUGUCUGGACCACAGGGCUACCUCUGGAUGUAUGGAGGGCUCUCUCUGGCAGAGGGAAUUCUGGGAAAUGUCUACAGGUACUCUGUGUCAGAACACCGAUGGACGCAGAUGUUAACGAGCUCUGUGGAAGAAGGCUCCACACCGGAACCUCGCUAUCAUCACGCCGCUGCACUGCUGACCAGCCAUGAGCCGGGCUCUGGAAGCCUCACGGCUAGUCACAGCUUCAUGUUGGUGGUGGGCGGUAUAACUCAAAAUGCUGUUGCCAUGGAUACCUGGAGUCUCAAUCUCAGCAGUUUAGUCUGGAGAGAACACAAGAGCUCACUGCUGCCCCCAGUGGCGGGCCACACCCUCACUGUACGCAGAGACUCCUCUGUGUUGCUGAUUGGAGGUUACUCUCCGGAGAACGGAUUCAACCACCAUCUGAUGGAGUUCAGCCCUCAUACUGGAAACUGGACAAUCGCCCCCCAUACUGGAACACCACCCACAGGUUUAUACGGCCACUCAGCAGUGUACCACGAGCAGACUGAUGCCAUUUUUGUCUUUGGAGGCUACCGCUUUCAUGUGGAGACUGUGGAGCCUUCUGGAGAGCUCUAUGGUCUGUACUACCCUAAUCUCACCUGGUCUCUGCUGGUUCCCUCACAGGGCAAUAAGCCCCUGUCUCGUUUCUUCCAUGCUGCGGCCCUAAUCAAAGACACCAUGAUCAUUAUUGGGGGGAGGACAGAAGCAGAGGACUAUAGCAACUCAGUUUCUCUGUACCAGAUCAACUGUAACACCUGGAUACAACCAGUCUCAGCUGUAGGAGAUCCAGUUAACCGUUCAGUGUCUCUUGCUAUGACAAGCUUGGAGGGCCGUCUCUUCCUGUCAGGAGGCUUCAACGGGGUCACGCUGGGUAGACUCCUUACCCUGUCCAUGCCCUCUGACCCCUGUGCCCUGAUGCAAACACCUGAAGCCUGCAACACGACCACAGGCAGCUGCCUCUGGUGUAGAGGAACCUGUGCUUCUUCCGAUACCGCUGAGAGAAUGGGCUGCUUCACCGGCCAGUCUCCCUGCUCCCCAACCCCUCGUCAGCCAGACCAGUGUCGCAGACUGAAGACCUGCAGCGAAUGCCUCGCCAGACACCCGAAAACAUUCUCCAGUCCAACUCAGACUGCUCUGCAGUGUAAGUGGUGCACAAACUGUCCAGAGGGUGCCUGCAUCAGCAGUUCUGUUAGCUGUACAUCUGAACAUGACUGCCGGAUCAACCAGAGAGAGAUCUUCCUGUCCAGCAACUGCACCGAGACCAGCUGCGAAGCUUCUGACUGCCCCAAGUGUACCGCGUCUGGAAAAUGCAUGUGGACUCGCCAAUUCAAACGCACAGGUGAAACAAGGCGAAUCCUGAGCGUGAAUCCCACCUACGACUGGACAUGUUUCAGCUACGCCCUCCUUAACGUCUCCCCCAUGCAGGUGGAGUCCUCUCCCCCCAUGCCAUGCCCACCACCCUGUCACACCCUCCAAAACUGCACCCUCUGUCUGGGCUCCCGAGGCUCUGAUGGGGGCUGGCAGCACUGUGUGUGGAGCAUGGCUCUGCAGCAGUGCAUGAGCCCGUCAUUCAUGCCCCUGCGAUGUGAAGCGGGUCAGUGUGGUCGCCUGCUCUCUGGGGGGGACUCCUGCUCACCUCAGUGCUCCCAGCUAAACCAGUGCUCCCAGUGCAUUGGCAGGCCUCAGUGUGGCUGGUGUGCUUCUCGGGGUGGAAAUGGGGCUGGACGCUGCCUCCAGGGAGGACUUGAUGGUGUGAGUGAGGGUGUUUGCCCCCUGAGAAAUAGCAGCUGGUCCUUCCUCCACUGCCCUGAAGAAGACGAAUGUGCCAACAGUCAUCACCACUGCAACAGCACCCAGGACUGCCACGAUCUGCCCCAGGGAUACCACUGUACCUGCAAACACGGUUAUAUACUCAGCAGUAUCUCUGGUCAGUGCGAGCCAGUGUGCGCACAGGGCUGCGUGAACGGGACAUGUGUGUCUCCAGGAGUGUGCCAGUGUCACUUUGGAUUUGUCGGAGAUAACUGCUCCUCUCAGUGCAGCUGCAACAAACACAGUAACUGUGCUGGUGUCAGCAAACCAGAUGUUUGUAUAGAGUGCCACAAUAACACCAUUGGUAAACAUUGUGAGAAGUGCAAGCCGUUGUUUGUAGGCUCUGCAAAGGGGGGCGGCACAUGUCGUCCAUGUCGAGAGUUUUGCAGGGGAAACAGUGGUGUGUGUUUAUCACGAGAUGAACAUAAGAAGGCCCUUGAGAAUCCACGGCUCUUUCCUCUAGACCCCAGCACAAUUCAGGACUGGGUUUCUGAGGGUCCCACAGAAGAGAACGCUGUGUGUGUGAACUGCCAGAACAACAGCGUAGGGGACAAGUGUGAGAGUUGCCUCAGUGGCUUCUUCCUGCUGCAGGGGAAAUGUGAAAAGUGUCAGUGUAAUGGCCAUGCAGACACAUGUAACGAACAUGAUGGUACAGGCUGCCCUUGCCAAAACAACACAGAGACCUCCUCUUGCCUCAGCAGCCCUCAGAGUGACAGGAAAGACUGUUACAGACAGCAGUGUGCAAAGUGCAAAGACUCCUUCAACGGCACACCUGUGAAUGGGAGACAGUGCUACCGUCAGUUCAACGUGGACACUGAGUGCUGCUUUGACCCCACGUCCCAGACCAACUGCUUCCACGACCCCACCAUUCGUAACCUCCUUAAAGGGCGCACUGUUUUCUUUUCUGCCCAGCCAAAGUUCACCAAUGUGGACAUACGGGUCACCAUUGAUGUAACGUUCGGGGAGGUGGAAGUGUACGUGUCCAACUCUCAUGACACCUUCAUCGUGGAUGUGGAUCGGUUCACAGGGAUUCACACCAUCAAGAUUGAGGACGAAUCUGUGACUCGGGGGACAUCAACAGACAAGGAUUCAGCGCCGUCCCCCAUUAAGGUGUUUGCCAAUUCUUCAUCCAGUCUUGGAGGUCCUGUCCUUUCCCAUAAUCCACUUCAGCUGCAAGCCAAGGCUCCAGGGGGAGAGAGAGAAAUAAUAGAGGAGCGGGCAGAGGGCCUUAUCUCCUACAUUACUGUGUGGAAACCACAGACGGUGCUGAUUGUUCGAGCUGUUCGAGAUCGUGUGGUCAUCACCUUCCCCCACGAGGUGCACUCCUUGAAAUCCAGCCGCUUCUACAUCGCCCUGAGAGGUGUAGGAACAGAAGAGAGACAGGGAGAGUCCCAAGGCUUGCUGUUUCUGCGACAGGACCAAGCCCACAUCGAUCUGUUUGUCUUUUUCUCUGUUUUCUUUUCCUGCUUUUUCCUUUUCCUGUCCGUCUGCGUCCUCCUGUGGAAGGUUAAGCAGUUCUUGGACUUCCGUCGGGAGCAGCGUCGCCACAUCCAGGAGAUGACCAAGAUGGCUUCAAGGCCUUUUGCUAAACUCACCAUUUACCUUGAGCCGGAGGAGCCUCAGCUCAUCUACCUGCCUUCGACCGGGGGAGUGGUGGGGGGCAGCACUGUAUCGCUUGCUCAUGCCCGAACGAGCAAAUUAGGAGGGGUGAUGGUGGGCCAGAGGGGCAGGGCAGGAGCUGUCUCCUACAAACAUGACCCAGGCUCAGGACCCACAGCCCACCACCACCAUCAUCUCGCCCUGGGUGGAGGGGGCAAUGGCGGGCAGCACCUGCCGCUGCACUACCUGAACACCCACCACUAUGCCAGCACUACAACUGGCACCCAAGCCUCACAUCAUCACCCAUCCACCUACAGCGGCUACCAGCACUUUUGCCGGUCUGACCCUUUCCUUUCUCAACUCAUGGGCUUUUCUUAUUCCUCCUUUAAGGUCGGGCCCAUCACUCUGGAGCCCACAGACGACGGCAUGGCUGGGGUGGCCACUGUCCUCUUUCAGUUACCUGGGGGUGUUUUGGCUCCAAAUCGUGCCUGUCUCGGCUCUGCUUUGGUCACUUUGCGUCAGAACCUGCAAGAGUACUGUGGCCAUGGCAGUGGAGGAGGGCAUCCAGGAGCUGGUGCAGGGCGCAAGGGGCUUUUAGGAAACCAACAUCUGACCACUAUGGCUAUGUAGGAAAGCAAAGAUAUACAUUUAAAGAGGGCAGGGAUAAAAGAGUUAAAAAAUAUGGGAUAAACCUGUAAAGUGUGUGAUAUAUAAUAAAUUAAUUUUUGAAAGAAAAAGACAAAGUCAAAAAGAAAGAGUUAUGACAGAGCCAGUUAACGUGAGCAAUUUGAACAGAGUUGUACAUACACUGUAUAAUGAAUUAUUAAGUGUCUUUUAUUGUAUUAUGUAUUGCUAUACUGUAUUUCAGUGCUUCACAUGACCAAGCCAGCUGUUUCUGGAAUGCACUACAACUGCUAUACGUAUCAACAAAGCAAUGUUGCAACCCGUCUGCGAUCACUAAAGAGGUAUGAGCGCAUCAGAAAGUCAGUUUCUUACCAUACUGAAGCUGGACUGUUGCUAACAUCCUUCUCACUGACCAACAAAGGUGUGGAGGAAAAAAAGUGCAUCUGCCCUCUUUAGAACCAACAUGUGCUUUAUACCCCAAAAAGUGACAAUCAAAACUGCCGUUAAGAACAAAAGACUUCAAUAGACUCAAUGUGCAAGAUUUUGAUUGUCAGCUUAGUGCAGGAAAAAAAAGUCCACGUUGCUUGUGAGAUGUUUUUUUUUUUUUAUAUCAUAGUCAAUAUGAGUAAUUUAUAAUUGUAUCUCAGUAUAUGGCAGGCUUUUAAGCUACAUGUUUCUGUCAAACAGACUCGUUCACCUGCUCUGUUGUUUGUUUUUCUGCUCAUCUGCCUUCACUUCUUGCCUUGUCUGUGAGUCAACCGGCUUACACUUAGAACUUGUGUUGAUGGAAAUGGGUGGUGCAGCUCCUGGAGAACACAGUAACAAAAGCAUAUGUUACAUUUUAUUUCAUGAAUGGUUUUGUAAUAGAAAAAUGAAGGAUAAAAAAUCUUUAGUUCCUGGCCCUAAUAUAAUAUGAACUGCAGCAAAUCUAUUCCAUGAAUAAUGAAAGAAUUAGGCGUCCUUUUGAAACAUUUCAUCACAUUUUAUAGGCAUAAAAUGUACAUUGGUGUUUGGCUAGUUUCGCUGGACUGCUUUUUCAGGUAACAUGCCUGCUUAGAUGAUUGUAUUAGUCAAUCAAAUCAAAAAAUUGGAUGUGAAAAAAAAUACUAGAGAAAUACUGCUCGUUGGAAAAGUUACAUUCGGAAGUUCUCCUGGUGAGAGUUGUGGGAAGACUUGACAGCAUUUUUAUUUGUGAUGAGACUGAAUAUCUUGUUCACUGUUGAUAAUAUUGUUACUAUUUUUCUGUUUUUCUUUUUGCACUGCAUGGAGGCAAUGAGCCCCAUAAAUCAUGUGAAACACUACGAGGGGAAGUCGUCCGGCCUCAGUUAGCGCACAGUCAUGGAUGGACUCAGAACGGUGCUACUGGCUUUUUUUCAAAUUAACUAAAUCCUUCAAGGUUUUGAAAUAAAUACUGAGAAUAAAACUAAAGCUCAAAUAAAUACUGUCACUAUUUAUAGCAGCCAUCCACAAAUAAGCAUUAAAACUGUUUUCUGUCUUGUAUCUAUGUGUAUGUUGUUUUUUUUAACAUGCUUUAUUUUUGUACAUAACUGUUGUUGUUUUUUUCUUGUUUUCAAAGAAGGGAAGUGUUGAAAAGAAGAUUGUGUCAAGGUUGUCUGACUCGAGUCAGCUGAAAUAAAGUCUGUGGAACAUGA